AUGGAUCCUGUCGCCAAGGGCCCCGUGUUGUUGUUAUCUCUGUCUACAUGCCCAAGCAAAACCCCUUUGGGCCCCUCCCUUGAGGUCAGUCCGCAACUGAACAUUUCUUGGGGCACUACAGCAAAAAUGAAGUCCAAGGACCAGCUCAUAGAGCCGACACAACUCGGCACGCCUCAGGGCAGGUCGCAGACUCGCAAGUCUCGUGUGUUCUGGGCUUCUUGCUUAUCCACCUUGUGUCUCUUUGCUCUUUUCGGGGCCUGGCACCGAGCGGACCCGCAGCGUCAGCUGCUCGGCACUUGGGGUCGUCAACCCGCUGACAAGCAGGACAGACUCACGAGAAGCUACACUCUUCAGUCCGGAGUAAGAUGGAUGAACCCAGAUGGUGGUCGUUGGAGGGUCAUGUUUGUCUGCAACGGACAGUCGCCCUGCCCCACGCUAUACGCUGAAGAAGGCGAUCUCGUCGAGUUGACAGUAAGAAGCGAUGUGUAUUCUCAGUCAACGAUCCAUUGGUCGGGCAUCGGACACAAAGAAACCGGAGGAUGGAACGACGGUGUCGCUGGUGUUUCGCAGUUCCCUAUCCUGCCUCGCGGAAACUUCACGAGCUUUAUCGACACGACCGGCUCCUGGGGGUUGAACUGGUAUGCCGAGCACACAACGGCGGCUUCGGCUGAUGGCUUGUACGGCAUGGUCUACGUCGCGCCUAGCUCAUCGCGACCUCGACCAUACCGCCUCAUAACCAGCGAUGGGAUCGAGCUGAGAAAGAUCAUGGAAGCGGAGAGGCAGGUGCGACACCUCGCAAUAAAGAAUCAUCAGCAUCGCGACACGGGGUGGAAGAUGCUGCGCAUGCGCGCUGAAGGGUCCGAGUUCUACUGCUAUGACUCGAUCCUUGUCAACGGAAAAGGCAGGGUUCACUGUCGCCAGCCUGGCUUCGAGAAGCUGAACGGGCAGGAUCUCGACGAGACAGGCUGCAUCCAGCCGCCGGGGCUGCCCGACGAGUCGUGCACGCCCAGCAAUGCCGACUACGAGGUUAUCGAAACGGAAGGCCGGUCCUACAUCAUGAUGAACCUCAUCAACAUUGGUUUCGAGCAUUCAGUCGUGGUCUCCAUUGACAACCACAAGAUGAUCGUGGUAGCAAACAACGGAGGGUUCGUAAACCCCGAGGAAACCGACGUUGUCUACGUUCCCAGUGCUGGCAGGGUUACCGUUCUCGUCAGACUCAACGCCGAGCCCGGCGACUACGCCAUGCGCAUCUCUUCCACGAGUCAGAUGCAGAACCUGCAAUCCUACUCCAUCUUGAGAUAUCCGGCAAGUCGGCGGCCAGUAUACGGGCAACCAAUGGAAGUCCCCCAGCCAUCCUCACCGGACAGCAUCUGCGUCCUCCCGGAUGGUUCCGCCAGAGAUGGCUGCAAAACGGUCAACGGCCAGUUCAUAGCUCCUCACCCUGCUUCCCCGCCACCCAAGGCCGAGAAGUCUGGGAACGAAGCCGCAGCGGACUAUACCUUCCACCUGGCAGCCGGCUCCCAGGAGUCGCUCACGGAGCCUCAUGUGCCGGAAUACUUCCUCAACGGGAAGCCGUGGCAGCUGUUCCGCUCCUCGUUGACGCCUCUUCUCUUUCAAGUGGCCAACAAGUCAAGCUCGGGGGACUCGCUGGGAAAGCCUGUCAUCGAAGGCAUCCCCAUGGGCUCGGUUGUCGACCUGAUCAUCGAGAAUGAGCUGAAUGACACGAUCCCUCUCUACAAGCACGCCGAAGCUGCUUGGCUACUCGGCGCUCAGCCUCACCAGGGGUUCCCUUUCCAGAGUGUCGAGGACGCGGUUGCCGCGCAGGGAGAAGUCUCCAGGUCACUCAACUUGCACGACCCCUCGCUGGUGACGGUCCAUGACCUGCCGCCCUUGGGAUGGAGCGUCCUCCGCUUCAAGGUGACGGCGAAGGCGGCGACCAUGAUCCACGCUGUCAAGCUCAGGUACUUUGCGCUGGGCAUGUCGGCGCCCAUCAUGGAAGGCAUACUGGCGGACGACCCGGUCAAGCUUCCCGAAUCAGCCGUCAACCGCCCCCAUGUUGUCUUCGAACCCAAGAAUGAUGGUGUGUUUGGGUAG
This is a messenger RNA of Colletotrichum higginsianum IMI 349063, 2094 nucleotides long. RefSeq names its product Multicopper oxidase. NCBI's taxonomy places the organism in Eukaryota, Fungi, Ascomycota, Sordariomycetes, Glomerellales, Glomerellaceae. The record is from RefSeq and is a predicted model, not a curated record. The coding region runs from base 1 to 2094 and encodes 697 amino acids. The transcript is spliced from 11 exons. Gene Ontology annotation, molecular function: oxidoreductase activity; copper ion binding.